Molecule: messenger RNA, 927 nt
Organism: Fusarium verticillioides 7600
Lineage: Eukaryota; Fungi; Ascomycota; Sordariomycetes; Hypocreales; Nectriaceae
Exons: 2
Coding region: 213-740 (175 amino acids)
Source: RefSeq, a predicted model, not a curated record
UAUCGUGCAUCAUCUUGAUGCAUGUCUCAACGCGGGGAGCACCGGUAAUAGCGAGUUCGCAUGUCUCCGUAGUCCGAUAAUUGAUGUGACUGCUUGUCGAUAACAGCUAUUGAGUGGAAUAGUUAUUUUCUGCGGUGUUGGUGAAUGCCGAGUAUAGAUUGAAUACGUCCUGUGACAAUUGGCUACCAAGAUCACCAACAUCAACAUCCAUUAUGGCCCUACCUCAACCUCAAGAUCUUCGUGUAGCAGAUGAAGCCGAGCAGAUCAAGACUUUGGAUCUGCUAUUCGAGCCCAGUACAGCAAUCCAUUCCACUCUCCUCCCCAUUGUGCGAGACGCAGAGUAUACAUCGUACCCGGAGUUAAUUGAGGCCUGCAGGACUCGCCUCGCGUCACUCGCCUCCUCGAACUCGUCAGCCAACCCAGAUAAGACUCUUCUGUCAAUUCUCGGGUCACAUCCCCGUUUAGGAGCCAAGAAGGUUGACUCAGCACAGUCAUCUGCAGAGCAGGCCAACCUGCAAGGCCAAGGCGAAGAAUUGGCGAAGCUGAACAAGGAGUAUGAGGAAAAGUUCCCCGGAUUACGAUAUGUCGUUUUUGUGAACGGACGGGGAAGACCUGAGAUCAUGGAGAACAUGAAGGCUAGAAUUUCUCGAGGCGACUUUUCGAAAGAGGUUGACGAAGCGUUACAGGCAAUGUGCGAUAUUGCAAACGACCGAGCUUCCAAGCUUGGUGUGAAGCCAUAAACAUAAUCACUAUCAAUAACAAUCUGUUACCUGUUGCUUGAGCUGUGGUGUAUCUAAGCCUUCCCAUCUGGCCGAAUAAUAAUACAAGCCAGUAUAGCCUAUUUUUGUUCCAGUCCUUGCGGGCCGGAUAAUGAUUCAAUAUCGCCGUAUUGAACAUGAAUAAGAACAUAUUGCCACCCAAUGCUAG